AUGGGGCUCCCGAAGACGGCAAGCAGCAUGCUGGUGCGAGUUGCACAACCUUAUGGGAAGUUCACAAAGGUUUCUCAACGGACUACCGUAUUACUACUGGGUUGGGCUAUGGCACGCGACUAUCACCUAACAAAAUAUGCACAAAUCUAUGAGAAAAUGGGGUUAACGACAUUACGCUUCACGAGUGCUUUCACAGGCCACACUAGGAACUUGAAGUACUCCCGAGACAUCUCCGGACUUAUGGACAACUUGAGAUCUGUGCUGGCAUCUCCUAAAGAUCGCUUGGCUUUACACGUAUUUAGCAUGAAUGGUAUUUAUACGUUGUGCUCCCUGCUACUUCAGUAUCCAGAGUUGGAUAUUUUGGGGAGGACAGAUGGAAUCAUCUUUGAUAGCUGUCCAGUACUUUUCGACGCGAGUAGCCCACGAAGCUUUGCCACCUUAGCCAACGUUCUUGCAAGAACAGUACAGAACGCAUCCCUUUGGGAAAAAUUGAAAUUUGCGGUCUGGAGAGCAUACUUUACCAUGGGGAUUCGCUUCUUUCUUCUCGAGCAAGGAGUCCGAAGACAACUUGGCCUGAGCUUGACAGAGUUUACUCCUUAUCAUUUUCUUCGUGAUCACCCACAACUGCCACAUCAUCUCUCCUUCAUUUAUUCCGACAAAGACAGAAUUUGUCCUCCAGAAUCACUGACACAAUUUCAUGAGGCUGUUGCCGAAAAAGGUAAGCAAGUGGAUGUGCUGCACCUAAAAGAUUCAAAUCACGUCGAACACCUCAAGAAAUACCCAGACGAGUACUGUGCCGUAAUAGAACGUUUCCUUGCUCAACUGGAACGAACAAAAUCACGCAUCUAGGAGAAGAGUAACGUGAAUUUUUAGCUGUGAAUUUUUGUUAGGAGCUGUUUUGAUUAUGUGUGAAGCAAAUAC
Messenger RNA from Cylicocyclus nassatus, 921 nucleotides. The record is from the annotation of a GenBank genome assembly. Lineage: Eukaryota; Metazoa; Nematoda; Chromadorea; Rhabditida; Strongylidae.